CUCCCUUAAAUACAAGUGUGAGAAAACUGAAAAGUUACAAUCACAAGAGAAAAUGCAACAUCCACUAACCUACAUGAAUUCAAAAGUCCACCAACAGGGAGAUAUUCCAAUGUAGAAACCUGGGAUUAUACAACAUGACUUCUUUGGGCCAGGAUGACAUGAAAGGCAUCACACUGGCAAUCACAGGCCAAGCAUCAGCCUUCUCAGACUAGCACUCUGCUGCAACCUGAGAGAGAGGCUUGUAUAAGGCCGUAUAUACAUUUUGUGUAAUUUAGCUGGAAUUGAGAAAAUACUAAACUCCUGGCAGCUAUUAACCGUGAAUGCUACGGAAAAUGUUUUGCUGGAGAGAAGAAAAUUAAAUAACCAGGCCUAAAGGAUAAGGCUUUCUGUCACGUGACCAAGCUAUUUUAAGGAAGUUCCAGAUCCUCAUUUUAACCAGGCCAAAUUCCUCAGACAUUCUCCUGCCUUCCAGUUUGCCCAUAGCCAUGGAGAACUCCACUGACCCCACGGCGAUGAACUUCAUUCUCCUGGGGCUCUUUGACUACACAAAGACCCAUCGAGUCCUGUUUUCUCUGGUGUUCAUGACCUUCAUCGCCUCCCUGGUGGGAAACAUCCUGAUGAUCCUGCUCAUCCACACAGACCCCAGACUCCACACCCCCAUGUACUUCCUGCUCAGCCAGCUCUCCCUCAUGGACUUGAUGCUGGUCUCCACCAUCAUCCCCAAAAUGGCAGCCAACUACCUGCUGAACUCCAGGUCCAUCUCUCCUGCUGGCUGUGGUUCCCAGAUCUUCCUGUUCCUUACUCUGGGAGGGGGAGAGUGCUUCCUCCUGUCAGCCAUGUCCUAUGACCGCUAUGUGGCCAUAUGCCACCCAUUGCGCUACCAUGUUCUCAUGAGCCAUAAGCUGUGUUCCCAACUGGUAGCAGGCUCCUGGCUUUUGGGAGGAAUUGAUGGGCUGAUGCAAGCCAGUGCCGCUCUGAGCUUCCCCUACUGCCACUCCAGGGAGAUAGACCACUUCUUCUGUGAGGCACCUUCGUUGAUGCGCCUUGUCUGUGCGGACACCACUGUUUUUGAGUUUUUCAUGUACAUCUGUUGCAUCCUGAUGCUCUUGAUCCCUCUAUCUCUCAUUGUGGCCUCAUACAGUCUCAUCCUGGCUGCUGUGUUAAGAAUGAAUUCUGCUGCAGCCAGAAAGAAAGCCUUAACCACCUGCUCCUCUCAUCUGGUUGUGGUAGGGAUGUUCUAUGGCACCCUCAUGGUCAUUUACAUGAGACCCAGGUCCUACCAAUCAGUGGGCCACAGCAAAGUAGUCUCUGCAUUUUAUACCAUCUUUACUCCUGUGCUGAACCCCCUCAUCUACAGCGUGAGGAAUAAAGAUGUCAAGGGGGCCUUCAGAAAUUGGCUGGGCAAGACACAUGCUAUGUGAU
Molecule: messenger RNA, 1422 nt
Organism: Ictidomys tridecemlineatus (thirteen-lined ground squirrel)
Lineage: Eukaryota; Metazoa; Chordata; Mammalia; Rodentia; Sciuridae
Product: olfactory receptor 2T33
Biological process (GO): G protein-coupled receptor signaling pathway
Cellular component (GO): membrane
Molecular function (GO): G protein-coupled receptor activity; olfactory receptor activity
Source: RefSeq, a predicted model, not a curated record